Messenger RNA from Galdieria sulphuraria, 935 nucleotides. RefSeq names its product acylglycerol lipase. The coding region runs from base 16 to 882 and encodes 288 amino acids. NCBI's taxonomy places the organism in Eukaryota, Rhodophyta, Bangiophyceae, Galdieriales, Galdieriaceae. The transcript has a single exon. Gene Ontology annotation, cellular component: membrane. The record is from RefSeq and is a predicted model, not a curated record. Gene Ontology annotation, molecular function: lipase activity.
UGGAUUCCUAUUGCGAUGCUCGACUUUUUACAGGGAAAAGACGCUUCCACUAUACAACCGAAAGCUUGCGUAUUUCUUAUUCAUGGUUUACACUCCAAUACAUUUUGUGAAUACUUAGAACCAGACCCUUCUCAGAAUAGUGCACGAAGACUAUAUCAAAAUUCCAUUCCACAACUUUUGAAUGGACAUGGUUUUGUGGUGUUUGCUCACGAUCAUCAAGGACACGGAAAGUCACAAGGAAAGUGCAAAGGCUAUUUUAACUCUAUGGAUACUUUGGUGGCAGAUACUUAUCAGUAUAUGGAGUGGAUUACGAAAGAAAAGUAUCCAGUUUUGAAAGAAAAGCCCCUAUUCCUUAUAGGUUGUUCUAUGGGAAGUUUGGUUUCGAUAUUGUUGGGUUUGAAAUACGAGUCACUGUUACGUGGUGCCGUUCUAAUUAGUCCUGCAGUAUCUCAAGCUAGUAAUCAGUUUGGUGUGAUGGGUCGAAUAUUAAGACCAUUAUCAGGUAUUGUAUCUACAUGGUAUCCCACUUUACCUGUAUUGCGACUUCCCAAGAAUGAAAAGUUUCCAGAGUUACAGAAGAGUUGGGAUAAUGAUGAACUCAAUUAUCAUGGCAAGUUGAGAGCUCGAGUUGGUGAGCAAUUUAUGAAAACGUACGAUGAGUUGUCAGAAAAGGCCACUCUGUUUUCAGUUCCAUUCAUUAUGUAUUAUGGCUCAGAGGAUACUUUAGUGGAUCCCAAAGGAAUGCAAAGCUUUUUUGAUAAGGUAGCAAGUAGUGAUAAGAAAGUAGUUUUAUUGGAAGGAAGAUGGCAUAUUCUUCAUCAUGAACCUGGAAAAGAGUCAGUCCGACAACAAUUCUUGCAGUGGAUGGAAGAACGUUGUUAAGAGAGAAAAUCUCUUUUUUAAGGAAUACAUAAAACAUAAUAAGGAAUUGAUGA